This is a messenger RNA of Entamoeba dispar SAW760, 1278 nucleotides long. RefSeq names its product polyadenylate-binding protein, cytoplasmic and nuclear, putative. The record is from RefSeq and is a predicted model, not a curated record. Lineage: Eukaryota; Evosea; Mastigamoebida; Endamoebidae. Gene Ontology annotation, molecular function: poly(A) binding; poly(U) RNA binding; mRNA 3'-UTR binding. Gene Ontology annotation, cellular component: cytosol; ribonucleoprotein complex; nucleus. The coding region runs from base 1 to 1278 and encodes 425 amino acids. The transcript has 2 exons.
AUGCAAAGAACACAAAAUGAAACAAAUUUAUAUGUUAAAUAUAUUAAGAAGUCUGUGACACAACAAAAAUUACAAGAAGUUUUUGAAAAAUAUGGACAUACUUUAUCUGUUAAAUUAAGUUCUAACGAAAAGAAUGAAUCAAAUGGAUUUGGUUAUGUAAAGUACUGUACUGUUGAAGAGUGCCAAGCAGCUGUUGAUGCUAGAGAUGAAAUUGCUAAAGAAAUAGGUGAUGAGGGAUUUCUCAUUGCCAAAUUCUGUAAACAACCUAAAAAUCUUAAAACCAAUUUAUAUAUUGGAAAUAUUGACAAAACUGUUACUGAAGAACAAUUCCUUAAAUACUUUGAAACAUUUGGACCAAUUAAGUGUGGGGCUGAUGGAAAGAAAUUCUACAGAUUCUUAUAUGAUGAAAAAUAUGAAAAGAAUAAAGGGUUUGUAAAUUUUGAAAAUACUGAAGAUGCUCAAAAGGCUGUUACUGCUCCAAGACAUUGUGUUCUUGGAGAUAGUGAUAUUCUUGUUACUUAUUAUAAAACAAAAAAAGAAAGAAAACAAGAAUUUAAACAACAUGCUAGUGAAGUUAAGAUGAAUGCAACUGGUAAAUAUAAAGAAUACAAUUUCCAUGUCAAAACGGAUAAAGCUGGAAUUACUGAAGAAGAAAUAAGAAAUGCUUUACAGGAUUGUGGUGGAAUUUAUUCUAUCAAAAUUAAAUAUGUUAAUUCUGAACCAACUGAUGUUGUUUACAUAUGUUUUGAUAAUGGACAGUCCGCACAUCAAUUUAUUCAAAAAGCUCAAAUUCUUGGAUGGACUGCUAAUCCAUUUAAGACUAAACAAGAAAGAAGUAGUGCUAAUAACUAUUACAACGGUACUGGUAUUCCUGGUUUCCCAGUUAAUUUCCUUCAAUACUUCCAAUUAUUCCCAUCUGUUUUUAACACAUCUAUAAACAGACAACCAAAACCAGGAAACAAACAACCAAGAAAUGUCAGUGCCUCUCAAAAUGCUAAAAAGAAGUCCAAGGUUGACAAUAAUAUUAAAAAACAACCAAAGUCUAUCGAAAAAGCACCAAUAGUCACAGAAGAGAUGAAGAAUGAUCUUGGUGAUCAAUUAUAUGAUUUCAUUUUAAGUAUUGAAAAUUAUGAUGAAGAACUUACUGGAAGAAUUACUGGUGUUCUUCUUGAGUCUAUUGAAUAUAGCGAAUUAAAUAACAUGCUUAAAAACAAAAUUGAAGAGCUUAAGAAUGUUAUUAAAGAAGUUCACGAAAAUCUCCAAAAGAUUAAUAAAUAA